Molecule: messenger RNA, 403 nt
Organism: Limulus polyphemus (Atlantic horseshoe crab)
Lineage: Eukaryota; Metazoa; Arthropoda; Merostomata; Xiphosura; Limulidae
Product: cordon-bleu protein-like 1
Exons: 2
Molecular function (GO): actin monomer binding
Source: RefSeq, a predicted model, not a curated record
UGCCAGAAUGAGGAAAUCGGCACCGAUGUCCCCCAGUAAGAAUCCUUCUUUAUCCCAUGACAGUGCUUCGGUAUUUACUGCCGGCGACGACUGUGCUAUUAAUGAACUGCUUGAGGGGUGGAUGGAACUUGACGUAUUUCUUCCGGAUGGUAGAAAAAUCCGAACAACAGUGGAAAGAAGAACACCGAUGAUGGAUCUUCUGGUGCAAGUGACAACAUCCAAUAAGAUCAGUCCAGCAGGUCAUGUGAUCCAAAUUCUCACGGACAGAGGAAAGAUAAUUCAAUACAAACCCAACACUCCUAUUGGAUCGCUAGACUCCACCGUCAUCUAUAUUGUGCCUAAAAGUUCUAUCCUGCAACCAACAAUAAAGAGAAUGUCAAAAAUUCCAAGUCAACCAUUUGAG